AUGCUCAGGAAUAUCCCACCUUCAGCGCGAUCGCCCAUCAUUCGCAUCGCCAAUGGUACCUUCUAUCGGCACCAUCCGAAUUCGCAGUCGUCACAUGCGAAUCCGGCCCUGUUCAAAGACCUCCAGUUUGAGCUGCCCUCAUCAACGCCACAGCCGCACAACUGGUGCAUCGUGGGGCCUUCGCUGUCCGGAAAGACGACACUCCUGCAGGCACUGAGGGGAAGAUUGCUAUGUGAGCCGCCCACGGCGAGGUCGUAUCCGUAUUUGUCCUCGGAUGCCGUAUCGUCCAGGCUGAGGACGCCCAGCAAGGCGAUUCAGUAUGUUGGAUUUGACGCCGAGCAGGGGGCGGGAGGGUUGAGCGGUGCGGUGACGACAUCUGCGUAUCUUUCUGCACGAUACGAGUCCCGUAGAGAGAUUACUGAUUUCUCGUUGAGAGAUUUCCUGCUGGGCAAUACGGAGCUGAAUCCUGCCAAGACACCGGCCCAGGAGAGCGAGCAGGAAGGUGGAAUAUCGGCCGAGCUGUUGAAGCGUGUUGUCAAAGAUCUCAGGCUGGAGCAUUUACUUGAUCUGCCCGUGACAUUUCUCAGCAACGGACAAGGUAGGAGGGCAAGAAUAGCCCGCGCGUUGCUCACGAGGCCUGAAGUUUUGCUUUUGGAUGAGCCUUUCAUGGGGCUUGAUCCUCCGACGGUAACGGGACUUAGUCCCUUGCUGGAGUCUCUUGCAAACAAGGCAAACCCGCGCCUGGUGUUGAGUGCGAGGCCGCAGGAUCCUCUGCCAGAAUGGAUCACGCAUCUGGUGUACUUGAGGAUGGAUUGCCAAGUCGAGUCCAUGGGGCCAAAGGAGAUGGUCCUGGAUGGCUUGAAAAAGUACGUUCACGGCGUGAGAGUGGGUGGGCUGGCAGAGGAUGAGAAACUGCCCGUUCACACCUUGGCUGAUAUCGGACGAGUCCUGUCGAAAGAAUCAUUGAUGACACACGCCGCGUCAUCGUCAUCCUCCCAUUUACAGAAACCCGUCAAUCCCAAUGCCGAACCUCUUGUUGAGAUGGAUGGAUGUCAGGUCCGUUAUGGCGACAAAAUUGCUCUUGGGAACUGGUCGCAGGUGACGCCUCAAGGUGACAAAGCAGGCUUGAUUUGGACCGUUCGACGAGGCGAGCGCUGGGGUGUGUUUGGUCCCAACGGCUCAGGCAAGACGACAAUUGUCUCUCUUCUCGGAUCGGAUCAUCCACAGACUUACUCUUUGCCCAUCAGGCUCUUUGGGCGCAGCCGUCUCCCCGAGCCAGGUUCUGGACAGCUACCGCUCACGUUUUGGGAUAUCCAGUCUCGCAUCGGCCACUCUAGCCCAGAAGUCCACCAGCACAUGCCGAGGAGCCACACAAUCAGACAAGUGGUUGAGAAUGCCUGGGCAGAGACGUUUGGAGCGAAACCAAAGCUGGACGCCGAAGCAAGCGCGAAAGUCGAGGCUGCGCUCAAGUGGUUCGAGCCAGAGCUGAAGCCGAACAGCGCCGCUGGCAGCAAGGGCCUGGCGUGGGCCGACGACUACAUGUUUGGCGAGAUUUCGUUUAGCGCACAGCGCGUGGCGCUGUUUGUGCGGUCCAUGAUCAAGGGGCCCGACAUUGUUGUCUUGGACGAGUCGUUUAGCGGCAUGGACGACGCUGUCCGGGAUAAGUGCACUCUGUUCCUCACCGACGGAGAAUCAAAGACGUAUGUAGGCGAGGAGAUUGUCGAGAGCCAGCAGGCCAAGGAGGGCGCCGUCAAAGUGAAGGGUCUGUCAGAUCAACAGGCGCUCAUCUGCAUUGCGCACAUCAAGGAGGAAGUGCCGGACUGUGUGAGGGAGUGGGUUUGCUUGCCAGAGGCGAAUACGGAGCAGCCUGCAAGAUUUGGAAGACUGGAUGGCCCUCUGAGAGAGGAAGAAGGAAGAUGGAACGAGAUUUGGGGCUUUUAA
Molecule: messenger RNA, 1941 nt
Organism: Trichoderma aggressivum f. europaeum
Lineage: Eukaryota; Fungi; Ascomycota; Sordariomycetes; Hypocreales; Hypocreaceae
Exons: 1
Coding region: 1-1941 (646 amino acids)
Cellular component (GO): mitochondrion
Molecular function (GO): ATP hydrolysis activity; ATP binding
Source: RefSeq, a predicted model, not a curated record